GCGCAUGCGCUGUAAGGAUGCCAGGCUCUUUUGACCUGCGGCUGUAGUAAAGUUACUCUCAGCUCUUAUUGCACAUAUCAAAUCAAUAUAUCUCAUCAGAUCUGAGCGCUUAUAACAGCUUUCUGCAGGGUUGUGUGUAUGUGAUUUGUGUGGUUGUGUUGUUUUUCAAAGGUGGCACAGCCAUGCGUGGCGGUGCGUGGAGUAUCCGGGCUCUGUCCCCGGUUCUUCUGCCCCGCUUGUUCUACGAUGCCAGAGCCUGUCCUGCUCGUCUGCGUGGAUCGCUGCGGUUUUUAAGCACGGACUCGCCGUCUGCGGCGCUACCCCAUCAUGCCCGUGUGGUCAUCUGUGGAGGCGGCAUCGUGGGCACGUCGGUGGCGUAUCAUCUGGCCAAGCUGGGCUGGACGGAGAUAGUGCUGCUGGAGCAGGGCAGACUUGGAGCUGGCACAACUCGGUUUUGUGCAGGAAUAGUAAGCGUUGCCAAACCUCUUUCUAUUGAGAGUAAAAUGGCAAAUUAUUCAAAUGCACUCUAUGAGCGUUUGGAAGAGGAGACAGGCGUUAAAACAGGUUUCGUACGGACUGGUUCUCUAUGUUUGGCUCAGAAUCAGGACCGGUUUCUGUCUCUGAAGCGUCUGGCAUCCAGGCUAAAGGUUCUAGGUGUCAGCUGUAAUGUCAUCAAACCCAAAGAUGUGUUGAAGCUCCACCCACUCGUGAAUAUUCAUGAUUUGGUUGGAGCUCUUCACCUGCCUGGAGACAGUGUGGUUUCCCCACCGGACGUCAAUCACGCACUUGCUGUGGCGGCGGCAGCUCAUGGAGUGCAGAUUUAUGAACACACCAGUGUUAACCAUGUCGUGGUGAAGAAGGGCCACGUCACAGCCGUAGAGACCGACCGUGGAUCCAUUGAGUGUGAAUAUUUCGUCAACUGUGCUGGACAGUGGGCGUAUGAGCUCGGUCAGAGUGGUGAGGUCAAAGUGUCUGUUCCGUUACACGGCUGUGAACAUUUCUACCUCCUCACGAAACCUUUAUCUGAGCCCAUUCAGAAUGACAUCCCAGUGGUGAUAGACAUGGACGGACGCAUCUAUGCUCGGGCCUGGCAUGCAGGAAUCCUGUCAGGUGGCUUUGAGAAGAACCCCAAGCCCAUUUUUACUGAGGGACGGAAUCAGCUGGAAAUUCAGAACAUGCAGGAAGACUGGGAUCAUUUCGAGCCAAUGUUAAGUGCUCUUCUGCGCCGGAUGCCUGGUCUGGAGGCCUGUGAGAUCCAGCAGCUCGUCAACUGCCCAGAAUCCUUCACUCCAGACAUGCGCUGCUUGAUGGGAGAGACUCCGGGCAUAUAUGGCUAUUUUGUGCUGGCAGGCAUGAAUUCAUCAGGCCUCUCAUUUGCCGGUGGAGCUGGGAAAUAUUUGGCAGAGUGGAUUACGUAUGGAUACCCCAGUGCCAAUGUCUGGCCUCUGGACAUCAAACGCUUUGGUAAUCUACAGAGCAGCCGUACGUUCCUGCGCCAUCGCGUGAUGGAAGUCAUGCCGCUCCUGUAUGAACUGAAAGUUCCUCGCUGGGACUUCCAAACGGGCCGGCAGCUGCGCACAAGUCCGCUGUAUGACCGCUUAGACACACAGGGAGCGCGCUGGAUGGAGAAACAUGGCUUUGAGCGAGCCAAAUACUUUGUUCCAGCCGGAAAAGAUUUACUGGCGCUGGAUCAGAGUAAGACCUUCUACAAGCCAGACUGGUUUGAUAUCGUGGGUGCGGAGGUGAAGUGCUGUAAGGAGGCAGUGUGCGUCAUUGACAUGUCCUCCUUCACCAAGUUUGAGCUCACAUCGGCCGGUGAUCAGGCCUUGCAGCUGCUCCAGCGAUUGUGUUCCAAUGAUCUGGACGUGGCAGUCGGUCACAUUGUCCACACAGGCAUGCUGAACGAGAGAGGAGGAUAUGAGAAUGACUGCAGCGUUGUGCGCCUCAGCAAAAACAGUUUCUUCAUUAUUUCACCCACUGAUCAACAAGUUCACUGCUGGUCUUGGAUUAAGAAACACAUGCCCAACGAUCCUCAGCUCCACCUGGAGGAUGUUAGCUGGAAAUACACAGCUCUGAAUUUGAUUGGUCCUCGUGCCAUGGACGUGUUGUCUGAACUCUCGUAUGUGUCAAUGACUCCAGAACACUUCCCUUCUCUCUUUUGUAAGGAAAUGAGUGUGGGUUAUGCUAACGGCAUCAGAGUCAUGAGUAUGACGCACACAGGAGAGCCGGGAUUCAUGCUUUAUAUUCCCAUAGAGUAUGCACUGCAUGUGUACAAUGAAGUGAUGUCAGUCGGACAGAAAUAUGGCAUCCGGAAUGCGGGAUACUACGCUCUACGCAGUCUGCGGAUAGAGAAGUUCUUCGCGUUUUGGGGGCAGGAUCUCGACUCAUUCACCACCCCUCUGGAGUGUGGACGGGAGUUCAGGGUCAAAUUUGACAAGGACACAGAUUUUCUGGGCCGGGACGCUCUUUUGCGACAGCGGGUCGAGGGAGUCACGCAGCGCUUCAUAAUGCUGGUUCUGGAGGAUCACGACACAGAGCUGGACCUCUGGCCUUGGUGGGGUGAGCCUAUCUACCGUAAUGGUGAGCUGGUUGGUGUCACCACGAGCAGUGCCUAUAGCUACACGCUAGAGCGCCACGUGUGUCUCGGUUUCUUGAGCCCCACAAACUCUGACGGCUCUCCGGUCGUGGUCACUACUGAAUUCGUUAACCGUGGAGACUAUGAGGUGGACAUUGCUGGACAGAAGUUCCCAGCUAAAGCCAAGCUCUACCCGUUCAGCUCGCUCUUUGCUCAACAGAAACGGCGCAAGGAUGACAUGGAGCUCAGCAACUUCCAGAGCAAGUGAUAAUGAGCCGCAGCAGAUCUGAGAUCAAAGGUGCUGGUGUUCUGAUAUUUGCACAGUCUCUCUAUAGCACUUCCUGAAGUCCUUCGCACAAGCAAUCAUCUUCAUUUGAUGUCAGUCGCUAUUACGUGUGGUUUACUGCUCUAUAUAUGUAUGUUUUUUUUUUGUUUGUUUGUUUGUUUUGUGCUUUGAUGAUUUUCUUUGUGUAAUAGUGUGCGUCAUGAAGGACCUGUAUGGUGAACAGAAGUGGAAUUAGUUUGGCUGUGGACUAUUAUUUGAAUACAUAAUUGACUUUAGAAAGAAAUUCUUUCUCUGUGUUUGUUACUAUUGCUCUUUUAAUAGUCCGGUCAUAUCUUCUCAAAUAAGACCCUGUUCUGGGUCAAAUAAGACCCUGUUCAUCAUUUUCAAGGUUUGGCUUUUUGCCAUGUCACAUGGUUUAAAAUAAAGGGAUGGGUUUUUUUAUAUGGACAUCAGAUUGCCACUAGACAAUCAUUGUCCGUUUGAAGUGUUGGAUUUUAACUGGAGAAAACUGGAGAAGUAUUUCAAACCAUGUGUCUUUGUGGAACACUAUUUUGUUAUAAAACUACAAUAUUAAAUGAGGAGGUAUUGACGGAUGUGCAAAUUAUAUGUGACGCUGAUGAAAAAUGACUGACGGCUUGAACAGAGGUUCUUGAGCGACGCUUUUGUAAAGUGCCUUGCCGCAUUUGCAGUGUGAAGUACAUGAAGUAGUCUUGUGUUCAUUUCGUUGUAUUCAAACUCAAACUGGAUUCUUUGGGUUUAUGUAUCUCUACUAACGACUGUGUUUUUAGUGUCAUUUGAUCAUUUUGGAAGGCGUUAUGUUCCUCUGUUGUUCUGAAUCACAUGAUCUGUUGGUUGUGUAUUUGUAUUUGAAAUGGCGUUGAGGUGUUUAUUGUUUGGACAGCAUAUUAUUUUACAUCAUCUGUGCAGUUUUAUCUUUAAAGCAUUAUUUAAAAGCUUACAGUCAGAUCAUAUUUAAAUGUACAAAGUUUUGCAUUGUAUUUUGUUUAAAUCAGAAGCAGCUUUGCACAGUACAGGAUCAGUGGUGUGUUUAAAUCAUGCACAAAACACCACUCAAUAAUUACAAGGGGAAUUUCAUAAAAACAUGUUUAGGACGCAUUUCUUUUUUUUGUACAAAAUAUAAUUUCUGGUUUCUUUCUUUUGACGCGUGUGUGUGUGUAAGUAUGUAAAUCUGUCACUGUAAAGCAGAAUUUGUUGUAACAGGGUUUUUGUGUAAAGAAUCUAAGAACAAAUAAUCUGUUGGAGAUCUGAUUGCCAUGUGAUUCAGAGCUGGAGAGAUCAGAUGCACCUUACGCUUUGCUUGUACCUGUUGUGUUUGUUUUUUAAAUGUCAGACAAAGGUAACAGGACUAUUAUACAGUAAAUAUGAUCUUUCUGGCCAUCUUGCCUUUGUAUUUAUAUCAUAUAUUGUACAAAUGAUUGAUUAAUUUUCAUAAAUAAAAGAUGUAAUCAA
This is a messenger RNA of Labeo rohita (rohu), 4331 nucleotides long. It is a transcript of the gene pdpr, whose product is annotated as pyruvate dehydrogenase phosphatase regulatory subunit. The transcript has 18 exons. Bases 183 to 2843 code for a protein of 886 amino acids. NCBI's taxonomy places the organism in Eukaryota, Metazoa, Chordata, Actinopteri, Cypriniformes, Cyprinidae. Gene Ontology annotation, cellular component: mitochondrion; mitochondrial matrix; cytoplasm. Gene Ontology annotation, molecular function: protein binding; oxidoreductase activity. The record is from RefSeq and is a predicted model, not a curated record.